ACGUGAAACACCAAUGUGCCAUGUGUGCAACCCUGUGUUAGUGGUUUCGAAGAAAAAAACCGUGCAGGUAAGGGAACAGACCACUCGUCUAACCUGGGUCAGUCAGGGUCCUGCUCUUCGUUGGGACACAUUCAUGUUCCUUUCAUCAGUGAGAGAGAACCGGUCCCAAAAAUACGACGAGAGUCCUUUUUCUGUUUUUCACUUUACAACAAUUUUUUUGUUUCUAUCUUUUUUUUUUUUGCAAAAUUUUACUGGAUAUAAGUGUCCCUGAUAAAGGGUUUUUUUUUUUUUUUUUAAAUCGGUGAAAAGUAAUUUUGUCAUCUAUAUUUAAGAGGACAAUGUGUUGUUUCGAGUAAAAGGGAAGAAGGAAAUAAAUAAAGGACACACGUGUGUAAGUGACGAACUUUGUGAGUUUGGUUAUCAAGUUGUUCAAAAGUUCAAGUUUAGUGGUUUACUAUAUAAACACACUGUCUUUGUGGAUUUGUAUCCUGGAAUGAUCCAGAGGAAGAGAUUUUAGAUCGCAAAACGAGUGUUGAACAUAUGCGAAACGUGAUGUGUGAGACAGUGUCGAGAUCGUGGUACAUAAAACCGGAAUUGCACUGCAAUCCAGUAGGUGUUCCAGCGGGAGCUUUAUCGCCUCCAGCGACACUCUCGCCACCCAACAGUCCCAGUGUAUUACCACCAUCACCCUGGAGUCCUGGUGGAAUUGGUAGCAGUAGUUCAAGCAGUACAAUUUCAAAUCCAUCAACACUGAGUCAACCAGCUCAGGAUCGACUCAGCGCCUUUACCAUUGUCUCUGGCUAUAAUCCGGAAAUACAACGAUUUCCCAAUUUACCCGUUUCCUCGCAUGCAGCCUCACGAGAAAUGCGUUGCGGUUUAAUGUAUGGGGGAUAUGCGGCUGCGAGUACUGCAUGGUGGGCCCACCAUGCUGCUGUAGGCCUUCUGUUACCUCAUUCCCUCAUUCCUCCAAGAAUCCCCUCUCAACAGACGAACAUCACCAGUUCACCGGUUCAUCCUGAACCUCCGAGUCCUGCAAGGGCCACAUCGCCCCGUCGAUGUACACCGGAGAAGGCGAAAUUCGAUGAAGAAGUGCCGUUAAAUCUGAGCACGAAACCUAGCGAUGUUUCUUCAACGAAUAGUCGGAAGAGCGAAAUCUGGUCUCCUGGCUCAGUUUGCGAAAGGGAAGCAAGAGAGACGAGGGUACCAUCUGAUCGACAUUCCCCUUCGGCAACAACGCCGGUAAUAACUAGACAAAUUCACCACUCCCCCCUCACACCACCCUCGUCAUCCGAGAGAACCUUUCAGUGCAAGCAGUGCGGAAAGGCUUUCAAGAGAUCUAGUACAUUAAGCACACAUUUAUUAAUUCAUUCGGAUACGAGACCCUACCCUUGCGACUAUUGUGGCAAAAGAUUUCAUCAAAAAUCCGACAUGAAAAAGCACACAUACAUUCACACUGGUGAAAAACCACACAAGUGCGUUGUAUGCGGAAAGGCAUUUUCCCAGAGUAGCAAUUUGAUAACUCAUAUGAGAAAACAUACGGGAUAUAAACCUUUCCAAUGUGGUCUUUGUGACAAGGCUUUCCAAAGAAAAGUUGACCUAAGAAGACAUCGCGAGGGACAACAUCCAGCAGCACCUGCUCUUGAUUAUCGAUCUCUUCAGAGUCAAAAAAAAAACGCUUUCGAAAAAAACAAAUUACCUAGGUCACAGUAAAUGAAUAUUUUUCGACUUACAAAUUCAAUGGCGAGUUCGACGAAAUCCAGCAGAUCUGAAAAAAAAGAAUUUUUUAAAGAAAAUUUUCAAAAAUUAAUUUUAUUAAAAUAAAUAUCAAAAAUAAUUUGUAAAAAAAGAUGAUUUACUUAUAAUAAACGUAAAUGGAUAAAUUUUAAUUAUACAUUCGCAAUUGACCAGGAAAUUAAAAAUAAAAAUCCCAUUUGUUAAAACACUCGUUUAUGAGUCACAAGGCAAUAAUUAUUCUUUCUUUUAAUUUUUUUUUUUUUUUUUUUAAACUUUCUCGAUUUUAAAGUAACAAUUAAUUUAUGCUAAUUAUUAAAGAGUGGCGAGAGCGCACGCGGCGAAUCAAAAUUUAAUUUUUUAAUAUAUAUGAGUGCAAUAAUUUCUGAUGGAUCAUAUUUUUAUAUCAAAAUGCAUUCGAUGAUUGAUCACCUGCAACUCCGUCAUAAUCAAGAUUGCAUCGAUGAUUCAAAAAUGAGAUUUCAUCUUCACGCUACUCGUCAAAUCUUUUAUUCAUUGAUUAUAGAAUCCAAAUAAAUAAAUGGGAGUUAAAUUCAAUUUCUAUAAAAAAAAAUAGCAUUUAAAAAAAAAUGGCAACAUAAACCAAAUAUUUUUUUUCAAUUAGCUGUUAAGGGGGGAACACCAGUUGUAACUCAAAAAAUAAUGCUUUUUUCAAGAAUAUUUUCCAAAAGAACAAUGAAUCUUUUUAAAGAAUACUAUUUAUUAGUUAAAAGUACAUGUAAAAAGCUGUAAUUUAAAAGAAAAAAAAAAUUUUUUUAACAAAAACUUUUGGAGAUAUGAGCCAUUGAAGUGGCGUCUUAAGAAAAAAGGCGAAUUGCGGUGACCAGCAUUCUGCAAGUAUACUUCGUCUGAAAUACAAAAAUGAAAUUGAUUUACAUUUAUUAUAAGAUUAUCUAGUUCGUGAUCGAAGGAUUUAAAAAAAAAAAAAAAUUUGACAAAAUGGCGACCUGUCAAAGUCAAAAGUAUGAUUUUCGUUAAAAAAAUACGGUCGAUUUUCAGCUAUAUAAAAAAAAGUUUUGAUUAAAAAAAAAAAUCCUUCGAUCACGAACUAGACUUAUAUGUGUAAAUGAAGCACACUAAAUUUUAAAUAAAUCGGUUUAAUGGUAUUCGAGUAAUCGUGGUCACCGACUUGGAAAAUGUCAUUUUGAGAAAAACGCAUUAAAAGUUUCAACUUACUUUUUUUUGUUCAGAAGAAAUUUUGUUUCUAAGUUACAAAGAGUCAUCGAUUCCUGGACCAUAUAAUAACUCUUCCGCAGUGGUUGCCGUUUCUAAAUCAUAGGAAAAGGCCAUCUGUCGUUAGGGUCAGGUAUGGCUGGCCACCUUGUAUGAAGCCACGGGACGCGCCGCUGCAGUGUUCUGUAUAUCUCAUUUAUUUUUCACCGGAUCAACUUUGAAAUUUACAGACACAUUUCUAAAUAUGUAUACUUUAAGAAAAUGCACCAAAAAAAAAAUCGAUAUUUCGAAAGUUACAACUGGUGUUCCCCCCUUAAACUAACUAUUUGGUUGAAUCAACAAAAUAUUUAAAAUUUGUUUAAAUUACCCAAACAUUUGGCUGAAUUAAUCAAAUAUUUUGUAGAUGUGAGAAAAAAAUUCAAAAAAAAUUUUAAGAUCUGUUGGAUUCUAAAAGUAGGUAAAGUGAGAAAGAAUAGAAAAAAAAUAUGAAUUGGAGAAAUGAAAAAUGUCCGUAAACAAAAAUGAUCCGUCGGAGAAUCUUAAACCGUCCAAUAUGCAAAUAUAUAUAAAUAUUUAUAUAUAUUUACAAAUAGAUACCAGUUACACGUGCGUGAAAAAAAAUUAAUAAAAAUCACAGUAACUAUUAUUAAUUAUCUAAAUUAUUAAAAUUGUAAAAUUUAUAAAAAUUUUUGGUAAUUAUUCUUUUUUUAUCCGUGUAAAUUCAGAAAAUUUUUCAACAUUUUUUUUUUCCUAAAUAAUUAAAAUACAUUUCAUACAUGUAAAUAAAUAUUGUUUAAACAAUUUUUACAUAAAAAUCGAAGGAAAAAAAAAAAAUUUAUAAUCAACAUUUUUUUUUUUUCAUGCACGUGUCACCAAAUAGAUAUACGAUUAUAAUUAUAGACUAGAGUGCCUUUCGGUGUCAACACACAUAUACCUGAACUAAUGUAUUUAAUACAAUUUGUUAUUAUAUUUAUACUAGACGUAUACAAAAAAAAAAAAUGCAAGAGAGCAAAUUUUACUCUAUUCAAGAUUUUACUUAGAAAAAAAAAAUUAUUUUUAAUAAUUAAAAAAUAAAAGGAAAAAAAAAUUCAAAAUGAUUAAAUUUUUUUAUGACAAUGUUUUUUUUCCAUUAAUAGAUUUUUGUAUUAUUUGUUUUUGAAAAAUCUAAAUUACUGAAUGAGUCACUAAUGAAAAAUAAGUUUGUUUUCUAUAAUAACACAAAUUGCACUUCAUUUGUUUAACAUAAAUUGAAA
Leptopilina boulardi is the source of this 4178-nucleotide messenger RNA. RefSeq names its product zinc finger protein 34-like. Gene Ontology annotation, molecular function: RNA polymerase II cis-regulatory region sequence-specific DNA binding; DNA-binding transcription factor activity, RNA polymerase II-specific. Bases 541 to 1710 code for a protein of 389 amino acids. NCBI's taxonomy places the organism in Eukaryota, Metazoa, Arthropoda, Insecta, Hymenoptera, Figitidae. Gene Ontology annotation, biological process: regulation of transcription by RNA polymerase II. The record is from RefSeq and is a predicted model, not a curated record. The transcript has 7 exons.